AUGCCACAGCAAGCUAACAAAUUGAGUGCCCUCACACCCGCCACAGUGUGCCAGUCACUGUACGUGAUGCCGCUGCUUCUCCUGCUGUUGUUUCUGUGCUGCGCCAGUGUGUGUGUUGCGCAGAACGACGGCGGCGUGCAGUCGACUGGUGUUGUGCGGGAGUUGCCCCGCAAGGGACAGAGUGGUGUGCAGGCGUACACCGUCGCCACACAGAAUGAGAAUGAAGGAUGGGAGCUGAUCCGCAUUAAGGCGUUAACGGAGAACUUGACUGAACAUUUAAAUUUAUGCGGCAAGGUAAAGGAGAUAAAGCAAGAGGAAAAAGAGAAAAGAGAAGAAGUUAAUGGGGCAGAUUAUGGACAAGCAGAAAAUACAAAGGUAUCACUCGCAGAUGAUAAGAAGUGCGAUUAUAAACGAGCGUCUGAGGAGGAAAGGGAUAAUCUAGUGAAUAAUGUCAUUCCCGCUGCUAUCAAACUGCACAGGGAUCGUCUACUUGUUCGCCCUGUGAGUGGAAAGCUGAAGGUGCCUGAGUUUAAAGAUGACAGUAAUUGCAAUUUUUUUACUGUACCUGAAAAGCACCGUACUGUGGGUUUUGAUGCUGACUUUGCCCUCUAUGUGAUUGCUGUACAGAAGAUGAGGUUUGGUUACACAUGUGCCGUGGAAAAUUCAACAGGGCGUCCAAUCGUUGGAGCAGUGAGUUACGCUCCUGAAUCGAAUGAUAACCGUGGCACGCGGUUCAACGUUCGCCGUGUUGCACACGAGAUGGCACACGCACUGGGAUUUGAGUACGAGUUGAUGAAGGGAAGGAGAAUGUUGUCCGAAGUGGAUCCCAUUGAGGAAACUCGUGCGUUGCUAAACUCCACAAAGACAGUGGGAAAAGCACGGGAACAUUACGGUUGUCCUUCGUUAACAGUAAUGGAACUGGAGGCGCACAAUGGCGAAGAGGAAUGUCAGGGAGUUCAUUGGGCAAUGCGCGUUGCGAAAGGUGAAUUGAUGACAGUGCCACGUGAAUUCGGUGCCGGCUACUAUACAGCACUCACAAUGGCAUUGUUUGAGGAUCUGCAGUUCUACAAGGCAAACUGGGGAAUGGAGGAACAAAUGAGCUGGGGGAAUCAGAGUGGAUGUACCUUUCUCAAGGAGGAAUGCGCGAAGAAACAUAAUGAAGUCAUUAAUGGUCUCUUCGAUGGCCAAAGUGUUUCUCGAUGCACGUCGGACCGCACUGCAUACGGGAAGUUUCUGCUUAACGAAAGUUUAUUCAAAGAAUAUCAGAGCACCUGUAACGUAAAAGAGGAUUAUAUUGCACGUGAAAUGCCACAGAACUCUUCUUAUUGUGCUGAUACUACGACAGAUACCUCGGCACCCCCUGGAUCAAUUAUGGGACCUGAUUCAUGGUGUCUGGAUGCUGAACUGACAGUCAAGGACGCUGAAAGUACAUUUUCGAACGUGAAAGGUGUGUGUGCACAGGUAUCGUGUGACUAUGAGAAGCGAACAGUGAAAGUGGAGUACAAAGGCAAGGGAGACAAAAACAUAUUGAACGAAUGCCCUGAAAACAAGAUGAUCGAUGUGGAACUCUCUGAAUCCGCAAGCGGUAAGAUCAAGUGCCCCAAGUACGAUGAGGUGUGUACUGUUGCGUCCAAUGGCAGCAGUCUUGUUCCAUUUGUUAACCCACAUCCAGCACCACCAGCAGCAGGACCUACAUCUCUGCAGGGAGAUCAGGGAAAUAACGGUACCACUACUAAUGCAAGCAGCAGAAGGGAUACUACUGGUGUUACUUCUUCCACAACUUCCAAUAACACUCAGGCUGCUGCCGCUGCAGGUACGACCUUACUAAAUGGAAAAGACAAUGCAAACACCAAUGAUCCGUCAAAAUAUCCAGGGGUUGUGAAUCAAGCUCAAAUUAACAAUAUGCAGAACAGCACAGGGAUUUUAACUGAACUUGGUAAAGAUGAUGCUCUUUCUGCAGUUUGCUCUCUUCCCAUCAUGUUUGUCACCAUGGUUCUUGCUGUGGUGCUGUCUUGCUGA
This is a messenger RNA of Trypanosoma theileri, 2019 nucleotides long. Its product is annotated as surface protease GP63. The record is from RefSeq and is a predicted model, not a curated record. Lineage: Eukaryota; Euglenozoa; Kinetoplastea; Trypanosomatida; Trypanosomatidae. The transcript has a single exon. Bases 1 to 2019 code for a protein of 672 amino acids. Gene Ontology annotation, cellular component: cytoplasm; membrane. Gene Ontology annotation, molecular function: metalloendopeptidase activity. Gene Ontology annotation, biological process: proteolysis; cell adhesion.